Molecule: messenger RNA, 6414 nt
Organism: Stegostoma tigrinum
Lineage: Eukaryota; Metazoa; Chordata; Chondrichthyes; Orectolobiformes; Stegostomatidae
Exons: 5
Coding region: 81-821 (246 amino acids)
Biological process (GO): B cell receptor signaling pathway; B cell differentiation
Cellular component (GO): external side of plasma membrane; B cell receptor complex
Source: RefSeq, a predicted model, not a curated record
AAAUGGUAUUGCACAGCCUUUUUGAUUGACUCUGCCGAAGAUUCUUGUGUGGUUGUAGUAGAUUCGCAGCUGCUGCCAAGAUGAACUUUAUUCAUGAUUACCUGCAGAUAAUACUGACACUGCAGUACACUCAUGUUCUGCUCCAAGCACCUGAAGCCAUCGCAGAUGGGAUAAAAGUCUCCCAAACUCCUCCAGAAAUCAACAUCUCUGAAGGAAGUUCUAUCAACAUGGAAUGUUCUUGUGAAGAGGAUGUACAAGUGGAAAGCAUUAGGGUAGAUUGGAACAAAGACUCAGAAUCGAUCCUCAAUGCAACAAGUUCAAAUGGUUCUGUAAAUCAAGCUUACAUCAACAGACUCUCUUACACUGUUGAAAAAACAAAAUCAACGGUGACAAUCAAAAGUAUUACUCGAGAUGAUGCUGGACUGUAUCAAUGUCAAAUGUUGAUUGAAAUACCACCACCAGUUCGAAAAGGCAAUGGAAAUGGAACAAUAUUGACAGUGCAAGCACACAAAAAUACACCCGAAUUGAGAGCUAUUGUAGCAGCGUCGGUAUUGUUGUUGAUAUUGGUUCCUAUAGUUUUAUUUUACAAGAAACAACAGAAAAUUCAGAGAAAUAGAAGAAAUACAACAGCAGUACCAGUCCUGUUUGAUGCUGCAAGAGAAGAGAUUAGUGAAGAAAAUCAGGAGAAUGAAGGGAAUGAGGAAAACUCAUCCUCAAGAGGCUCAUCUCAUUGGCUGGCCUCAUCAUUGUAUGAAUCAUUUGACUACUUUGCAAUCCAAAAUGUAAACGAAGAAGUCAGAUGCUCAGUCUCAUCCAGAUGAAUCUUCAACAUACACGUGAAAGUAGAAGACUAUUUUCAAAAUUGACUUUGUUCAUAUUUUAAAUUGUUCACCAUUUCAGGAAGACUGAGAGUCAAGCCUGCUUUCUAACUGGAGACUUGGCUGUUGCCAUGUGUUAACAGAAGCUAUGUCAGGUCAGAAGAUUGAGUGCAGCACCAGUUGAAACUCUGUGGAUCAGAGAGAUGAACAAGUUCAUUGCCUUUUCUGUUGCCAGCUACUGUAUGGGGUGAGGCACCAAAUGGUGCAGAACCAUCAUCCCAGGAGGACUUUAGGAAUGGAAUGGAUGCAAGAUCUCCACAAAAGGAGGCCAUGGGAGAAAAAUUGUUGAUCCAUUACUACACAUUAAUUUAACAGCACAAAAAAUCAUAAAUCUGUGAUUUUGAGAGAUCCAAUCUAUUUUUACAGUUGAAGUUCAUUUAAAGGUUAUGAUCAUGGAGUGUAGUGACAGUUGUGAUGUUUAGACCGCAGAAUUGUGCAACACUGUGGAAAGUUGCAUUGGCCCCUCCCUGAGUUUCCUGUUUUCAGCUUUUGGUGAUUCUGCAAGAUGUUUGCCAAGCCAUCAUUGCAACUCAGAAAAGGAAAAAAAAAUCAAAGUUUUAACUUUUUUUAAAAAUGGUUGCUCAUGAGAUGUGUACAUCAUUGGUUUCACCAGCAUUUUAUGCCCAUCACUAGGUGCCCUGAGGAAUGUAAUGGAGAGCUGCAUUCUUGAACCAGAUCAGUCUAUAAGGUGUAGAAACACCCAGAGUGGUGUUAUAAAACAUGGAACAUAGAACACAGAACAGUGCAGCACAGUACAGACCCUUUAACCCACGAUGUUGUGCUGAACUUUUACACCAAACCUAAGGUCUAUCUAACCUCCAUCCCUACCUUAUAUUAUGCCUAUCUGUCUAAUAGCCGCUUAAAUGCUCCAAAUGAGGGCGACUCCACUACCCUCUCCAGCUAUGCAUUCCACACUCCUACUAUUCUCUGAGUAAGGAACCUACUUCUGACAUGUCCCCUAUAUCUGCCUCCACUCAUCUUAAAACGAUAUCCCCUCGUAAUAGCUACUUCCACCCUAAGAAAAAGUUUCUGGCUGCCCACACUAUCUAUACCUCUGAUCAUUUUGUACACUUCUAACAAGUCACCUCUCAUCCUUCGUCGUAUAAAGAGAAAAGCCCUAGCUCUCUCAACCUUUCCUCGUAAGACCGUCCCUCAUGCCAGGCAACAUCCUGGGAAAUCUCCUUUGCACCUUUUCCAACACUUACACAUCUUUCCUGUAAUGAGGCGACCAGAACUGGACACAAUACUCCGGAUGUGGCCGAACCAGGGUUUUGUACAGCUGGAGUAUAACUUCACGGCUCUUGAACUCAAUCCCUCCAUUAAUGAAAGCUAACGCACCAUACAGCUUCUAACAACUCUAUCCACCUGGGUGGCAGCUUUCAGGGAACUGUGGACAUGAAUCCCAAGAUCUCUCUGCUCCUCCACACUGCCAAGAAUCUGUAUGUUAACGCUGUAUUCUGCUUUCAUGUUUGUCCUUCCAAAUAUGGAAUAUAGAAAUGGAUUGUCUGACAUUAUGGCACAGAUAUGUGGUUUGAAGCUCAUCUCAGGGUCAUGAUUGUGAGCAGUCUAAACUUUGAAGAGUCUGUGAAGGGAUAUAGAUAAGUUAGGUGAACAGGCAAAAAGUUGACAAAUGAAGUAUAGUGUGGAAAAUUGUGAUCUUGUUCACAUUGGUAGGACAAAUGGACAAACUAUAUAGAACGUAACUGGAGAGAUAUUUCUAAAUUCUGUGGUACUAAGGGAUCUGGGACUUCUGGUAUGCGAAUCAGAGCAUAUUAGUAUGCUGGUGCAGCAAUUGAUAAGAAAUACAAAUGAACAAUGUUGUUAGAAGAGGAAUGGAAUAUAAACACAUGGACAACUUGCUACAAUUGUACAGGGUGUUGAUGUAACCACAUUUGGAGAAAUGUUUAAGAUGUGGUCUUUUUACUUGAGAAAAAAUGUAAUUGCAAUAGAAGCGUAUUGGAGAAACAUAUGAAAUAGGAGCAGAAGACAACAUUCGGUCUCUCAAGCCUGCUCCACCACUCAAUAAUUUGUAUUUAAAAUCCCACAUUUCCAGCUAUACCCUCUGCAACGUUCUAAUACUCCCACCACCACCAUUCCCUUCCCACCCGGAUAUCUAGAAUUGAUCCAUCAAUGUCAUCAAAAUACUUAUCUGUUCUCACUUGAAUGAUCCCUGGAAUGAAGGUAUUGCUGAAAAGGAAAGUUGGACAGGUUGGGCCUAUAAUUAAUGAAGCUUAAAAGAAUGAGAAUUGAUCUUUUUAAAACUUCUAAGAUGUAGAUGGGAUUUGACAGUAGAUGCUGGGAUGAUACUUCUCCUUAUGGGAGGGACUAGAACUUUGGGACACAGUUUAAAAAUGAGAGGUCUCUAUUUAAAAUGGCGAUGGGGUUUAUUUUUACAUUCUGGAGUCAUUCGUCUAAGCUAUUCUCUGUCCCAGUUUGCAAUGGAGGCAGGAUCAAUAAAUAUACUCAGGGUCAAGUUAGAGAGAUUCUUGAAUGACAAGGGAUUCAAAUAACACUGGAGGGAGAAAGGGAAGUAGGACUGAGGCCAAAAUGAGAUUUGAUCUUUCAAACAGCAAAGCAGCUCCUGCUCCUUAUUCAUUUGCUCAAACAUUUGUCAGGAGAGGAAUAAAGAUGUUCACAAGGAGUUUACAGUAUGGAGCAAAGACAGUGGUCUGCCUCUUACCAAAACCUAAUUGCAAGAAAUUUUCGGCUCUGCUAGAUGUCAGACAAGCAAUUUGAUAACUGGGUUAUAGUAGAUGAAUUAAGAGGAGGAUAGUAAUGAAAAGCUGGAUGUUGAUGAAUGUGUGAACACACUGACAAUGUGCUCUUGGAUAACGCUGCAGAGUAGCACCAUGCAAAUGAAAAUUUGGAUAGAACCUUGGCAUAACGUGGGAAGAGAAGUUAGUGGCAGUGAUAUUCUGACUAUGGUUAGAUAGAUGAGAAUAGGGGAGGCAAAUCAAUGUUCUGAAAUACUGGAAAACAGUGCAGCCAACUGAAAAUAUCUGCAGAAGAGAAACACUUUUUUCAACCUUCUGGAACAGAAUCCAGAUAUCGAUCCUCAAGGAUAAUGGACAGUGAGAUGAAGUCUCCAUCUAAUUCUGCAAAUUUCACAGGGAGAGAUGGAAGAGAACUGAAAUAUGGAGAUUUUUUUCACAGCUGCAGCCAUCUGUGCAUGACUUGUGCACUGAAAAGUACCCAAAAAGUUUCUAUGUUAAAUUUUGCAAAGAGCCAUAUAAUUCAGGCCACUGAUAAACAAUUUUUGUUUGGUUAUCAAACUCUGCAUAUUUGGCAAAUAUAAUGUUAAAACCAUUUUGUGAAACAGUGCUGUUCUACGUGCAAAAUGAGUCUCUGUCCUAUUAAUGUAACAAUUUACGUCCAAAGUCUAAAAAUGGAACUUAAGUUUUCAUCAUAUAAAUAGCAAUGUUAGCAAGUCACGAAGAAUUUCUAUAAAAUUAAUGCAAACAAAAAAGUUUCACAAUUGUUAGGGCUGCCCAUAACUGACUGCACAAAAUGGCUGUUAAGGCUGCCGAUAUACAAAAUGACUGUGACGGCUGCCCAAAACUAUUGCUGACAAACAUUUUCUCGAGGUCACAACUGAUCCAUAAGAAGAUCAUAAGAAGAAAAAAUAAGUAGAACAAUAGCAACUCUGCAAGCCAUAGAACAUUUGACGCUAAAGACAAGAUAACAACAUUUGACAUUUGAUUCAACUCUGUAAGCCAUAGAUAAAACAUUUAACAUUUGCAGCUCACACGAAAGAUAAUAUUUGAACAAUAACACAUUAGACCACCUCAUACUAAUUAGUUGUUUAAUCAACAAUUAUAGAUUAUACUUAGUUCAUAAAAGGAUUCAAUGAUGAAGGGAGGAAAGAAUGAUGAAACAGUUCCAAGUAAGGAAGAUGUGUGACUGAGAGGAAGGUUUGCAGGUGAUGGUUUCCCAAUGUCCUUCUAUCUGGUAGAGGUUGCAGGUUUGGAAAGUGCUGUCGAAAGAGCCAUGGUGAGUAUACUACAGUCCAUCCUGUAGAUGGUAGACACUGCUGUCAUUGUGCAUCAGUGGCAAAGGGAGUGAAUGUUGAACAUGGCCGAUGGGAUGCAAAUCGAGUGGGCUCUUCAUCCUAGAUGGUGUUAAAGGUUAUUGAAACAGCAUCCAUUCAGACAAGUUAUGAGUAUUUCUUCACACUCCUGAUGAGACUGGGGACAGGUUUUGGAGAGGCAGGAGGUGAGUUACUCAUGGCAGAACUUCCAGCCUCUGAUCUGUUUUUUUUAAAUUCCUUCAGGGAAUGCGAUAGGUAAAUACCAGUUCGGCCAACAUUUUCCACCCAUCCCUAAAUGUCCAGAGGGCAGCUAAGUGUCUGUCAUAUUGCUGUGGGUCUGGAAUCACAUAAAGGGCAGACCAGGUAAGGAUGACCGUUUCCUUCCUAAAGGACAUUAGCGAACCAGAUGGUUUUUUUCCUGACAAUCUGUGCUCCUCUUCUUCCAAUGGGUGAGUCAGCUGACAACAUUUUGAGUCAUGAAAAAUGAACAACAGGGACCAAUGUUCCAUAAUGGAGCUAGAUUUUAAAAGCAGGAUCAGGAAUCUGACACCUGGAUGAAAUGUGGUACCUGACACCCUCAUUUUGAAUGUGGUAGCUCUAAUAGGCCAGGCAGAGAGGAGUUUGCUGCCCAAUUUGUGAGGAAGACUGCAUUCCAGUGUCAGCAACAGCUUGGUCAUACUGAUGUUUGCCACUACUUUCAGGAUAGAACACGCAGCUGAUCAUAGGGCUAGAAGGAUUAAUGUUCAAGAAUGGUAGCCAGGAAAAACUAAGGUAGCGCACAGAUUUUGUCACAGAUUACCUCAGGGCUCAAUAUAUCUCACAUUCAGUGCUUUUCCAUAACCCUGUGAAUAGACUGGGAAAAAGGCAACUGCCUGUUUGCAUUCAUCAAAAUAAUAAUUUACAAAAUCUAUUCCCGAUUGUACUAACCCCCAACCAAGGUCCUAAAGGAGGUGGAUAGGCCAUUAGAUGGCACCAGGCAGGUUAUCCACUCUGUCCAACAAAAGCACUGGAAAUCUGAAAUAAAAACAGAAAAUGCUGGAGCAAGCCUGGCAGCAUUUGUGGAGAAAGAAAGAGACCAAUACUGUAUUUUUCCAGACUGUUAAAUACUAAGCACACGGCAUGGAAAUAGAGCAUAGCUGAUUUUGCCAAGUCAGAUGUUGAAAUUUGGGAGGAAAAUAACUUGAAGGUUUUCAUUCACGCGAUGGGUUUUCAAUUAAGUCUGGUUCUAACUUCAUCAGCCUGCUUGAUUAACAUUGAAUUUUGUCAGGUGCAGGUUUGUUUGUUCUAACAUUAACAAAGGCAUUUUCAACUUUACAUUAAGAAAAAAUUCAAUUUUAUUUUCCCCAGGUCUACAUGUAAUUCAUAGUAACAUCUAGAUGCAGAGAUUGUAGGAACUGCAGAUGCUGGAGAAUCUGAGAUAAUAAGGUAUAGAGCUGGAUGAACACAGCAGGUCAAGCAGCAUAAGAGGAAAUUUUUUCUCAAGUAGGGUCUAGGCCCGAAACGUCAGCU